Molecule: messenger RNA, 951 nt
Organism: Komagataella phaffii GS115
Lineage: Eukaryota; Fungi; Ascomycota; Pichiomycetes; Pichiales; Pichiaceae
Exons: 1
Coding region: 1-951 (316 amino acids)
Cellular component (GO): nucleus
Molecular function (GO): nucleic acid binding
Source: RefSeq, a predicted model, not a curated record
AUGAGGAUCAGACUACGAGCUGAUUUGGGGUUUAAUACAGGCAGACAUACUUGUCCUUUAACGUUUAAAGAGUUUAGAUUGGUAUUAUCGUCUGGCUCGUCAAGAUUAUUUAGAUCAAAGACUAGAUUUAUUCAUACAAAGAUGACCUCAAAACACGAGCACACUAUUGUCAGUUUCAAGACCGCACUGGCUUGGAUCAAUAGUAGACAAACAACUUUGAUUUCUCUGGAUUCGGAAUGGUUUGAACGAAAUAGCAACGUUGUCACUGAAGUUGGCAUCAGUAUCUACAAACCCUACAUACCUCUUGAAGGUCCAGAAGGUAAGCAUUUGCCCGCUCCAUUCCUACCCGACAUAUCCACUCUACAUUUUAUAGUUCAAGGCACCGAAAAAGUUCGAAACAAGAAGUUUGUUCCUGAUAACAAGGAUUUCUUUAUUGGUGGGACUUCAUUUACUGUCUCCAAGAAGGACAUUUCUGCUGUCAUAACCGAGAUAGUCUCACAGUUCGAGUCUACUGAUGACCAAAAGUCAGAGAAAUUUACCAUGAAAUCUCCUCCUCCGGUUGCUUUAGUUGGGCAUAAUCUGAUAGGAGACCUCAAGACACUGAAGAAUGCGGGUAUCACCAUUCCCAUACUUCCAAUCAUAGAUACUCGAGAAUUAUGGCUUAAUCAAGUGAAUACAUCAAAGUCAAACUUAAAAUACAUUCUUCGCAGGCUUGGCUUGCCACAUAGUUUUCUUCACAAUGCUGCAAAUGACGCUUAUUAUACCCUUUUGGCAUCGUUGAAGCUUGCACAAACGAACGUCUCACUUAAUCUUCUGUACUCUGAAGAGGAGUGGGAAAUACCAAGAAAAACAUCAAACUCGAAUGAUUUUCCCAAACCCCUACCACAAGAUAUUCAUCAGCUGCGAGAUAGGCUGAUCAGGAGCAAGCUCGUACGAGAAGAAACAAAAUGA